AUGGCGAAUUUUGACUUAAGCGGCACCUACCAGUCGCCGCAGUUUGGUGCAGGUGAUGGUGCGGUGGCACCCAGCGGCCACAUAGAGGAGUCUCAGGGUCUGCAGGGGCGAUGUACCUUGGACGAGCCCGUCACAGAGACCAUCAUGAGAGAUCUGAGGUCGAUUGGCACCAAGCUGAAGUACGUCAUGCUGCCGAGAGCACGAGCCGACAAAGGCAGCGGCUUGCGGGAGUGGGACCUGUGGGGUCCCUUAGUGCUCUGUUUAGCUUUGGGCAUCAUGCUGUCGAUGCGAGCGGAGCAGGCUAGCUUGGCUUUUGCCCUGGUCUUCGUGAUCGUGUGGGUGGGUUCAGGCAUUGUGACCCUGAAUGCAGUCCUUCUCAAAGGCAAGAUCUCCUUCUUCCAGUCGGUGUGCGUCUUGGGCUACUGCAUCUUCCCGCUGGUCAUAGCUGCCUUCUGCUCCUUACUGCUCCAGGUAAUAUGGCUGAAGGUCAUCUUCGUCUGCGUAGGCUUUACAUGGGCUACAGGCGCCUCGGUGGCGUUCAUGGCUGAACUAUUGCCCGAGGAUCGCAAGGCCUUGGGAGUCUACCCCGUCUGGUUAUUCUACGUGGCCAUCGCUUGGCUUAUCCUCAUCUCCUGA
Molecule: messenger RNA, 636 nt
Organism: Symbiodinium natans
Lineage: Eukaryota; Dinophyceae; Suessiales; Symbiodiniaceae
Source: the annotation of a GenBank genome assembly